AAACAUCAACUCUACAACUGACGGUGAUUGUCUACAAGAAUCUUUAUCCAACCUUGAUAAGUGGAGCCAUGAUAAUAACAUCAAGUUCAACGCAUUAAAAUGUAAGGUUUUGAGCGUGACUCGAAAGAAAUAUCCCGUGACUUACAACUAUCAUCUGGGUUCAUCUUCGUUGCUUCGUGUCCGGAAAGAAAAAGAUCUCGGCAUCAUCGUGACAGACAAUCUCUUGUGGAACUCGCAUAUUCAAAUGAUAACAGCUAAAGCUAACAAGAUGCUUGGUCUCCUAAAGAGAACUUGUCCUUUAUUGACGGAAACCAAAAUCCGGCGUUCAUUAUACCUAUCGCUUGUUAAGUCGAAGUUAUGCUAUGGUACUGAAAUUUGGUCUCCAUCCAAUGUUUCCCUCAAAGUCAAGAUCGAAAGAAUACAACGACGAGCGACAAGAUGGAUCCUAAGAUCAAGAAUAGGUGAGAUAUCAUACCAGGAGAGACUUCAGACUUUGGACAUGCUGCCGCUGUGUUAUGACAGAGAAAUCCAAGACUUGGUCUUCUUCUAUAAGGCACUAUACGGUUACGUAGACUUAGACAUAGGCAAUUAUGUUAGUUUUGUUAGUCAUGAUCGUUCUCGACUAACCUUAAAUCCCAGUCUAUUACUUCAAGUGCCGUUAUGUAGAACAACUACGUUUAAAAACUCUUACUUUAAUCGAACAGUUCAUUUAUGGAAUGUAGUGUGCAGAACUGCAUCACCUAAUAGCUUCGUGACAUUAUUUACUUUUAAGAACUUUCUUCGUCGGACUUAUUCGUUUUUACGUAAUUCAGUUUUUGACGUAGACAUGCCAUGUACCUGGUCUCUUGUUCGAGACUGUCCAUGUCACAGAAACUAAAUUAAAUAAUGUAUAGUUCUUUGAUUGAAGUAAAGUUCUUUCGUGUACAUGCCUAAGUCACACGUUUUCAAAACCAAGUUAGUUUUAUUUUCCGUACAAAUUUUCCAAAAUCUUCAUGCAUUUUACGUAUUUCGAGAUCCUGUGGGUAUGCGCAAAUCGAGCUUUACCUCAACUAUAAUUUAUAGUGUAAUGUAAUUUUUUAUGUAAAGUUUGUAAGGGAGGUGCCUCGCAUGGGCUUUUUCUGACCCGUUUGCACCUUUCUUUUUGGGAAACACCUAUUUAUCGUUAUUGUUAGUAUUCCCAAUAAAGUUAUAAAAGUAAAAAAGUAAAGGAAUAGGGUCAAACUAAAGGGUUGAAUAUAUUACGCCAUAAUUUGUACAGUGUAUUUAUAAAAUUACAGUAUAAUAUUGAAAACAGCAAAGCGGAAAUUUGAAACAAGUCAACUGUAGUGCAUAGUAGGAUACCAACCUUAAAUACUGCGCUUGUUUUCACGUUGAUGAUACACGGAGAUUCCAUCCAACUUUAAUAGAAAGAAGAGCCUUGCUAUUGGGAAUAACACAUUUCCUUCGCGGAUUAUUUAUAAAGCUAUAAAAAGACAGCACGUCCCAUGCAAUUUAAUAUAAGGUAAAGUUGGUAUAGUAACUCACACGUCAUAAUGAGGAUCGCAACAACACAGCAAUAACAUGCUAUUUUGACGAAGUAUUGCAGCCUGAUAAUCUUGUCUUUCGAAUGCUUCCAUAUUUGUUUACUCAGAGAGAUGUUCACUCCACGGCAGUCAAAGAGUCAUUGAAGCCACGCCUGGCAUUAGGCGCUGAAACCCAUGAUGUUUUGCGGCCUGCUUGUCCGACCUCCUCUGACCUCGACAUUGACAUUGUAUUUCAUAUAGUAUAUAGCGCUCGAUGCUUUAUACGCCUAUGCUCUGGUUGAAGGCUUAAUUAAAUAUUCAAUACAAAAUACAUGUAACAAUAACUAAAUACCAAUAGGCAAUAGCUUAUUUAGCCUAAGCCUUACUGGCUAAGCCAUUCUUUCUUUGAAUACCACGACAUUUGAAAACCUUCCCGAUCGUCAUCGGGCAUGUCGAAAGAUCUGGCGUUUGUCUCUGCUUAUAAACAAUAAUAUUCUGCUGAGCAGAAAAUGGUUAUCUCACCAAUUCCCAAACAAUAUCGUUAGCUUCGAGUAAAGAAGAAGUCGACAUGCUUGAAUGACCUGAAGACGUGUUCAUUCAGGCUGAAAGCUUCGAGCUAAGAGGCUGUGAUCAGGUUGUGUUGCCCGUUUAGUCAUGCAAAUCGAAAAUUGCAUGACCAAGGCGUCAAAAACAGCCGCAUUGCGCGUGCGCGAACGUCGUAAGCCAAUCAGAAAUAAUAUAGCUAGUCAUGAAAUUCUGAAAAUGCAUGACCAAAACACACACCGAGCAAACCACGCAGCAAUCACACGCAAUCGUUUUCCACGCGCUUACGCAACCGGUCAUGCAUGUGAAAAUAUGCAGGACCGCUCAGUUGCCUAGGUAACAAUGCCAAAAUCAAUAACAUACGAGAAUAUUUAGCAAAAAUAUCGCCUAAAGACCAUUGAUUUGGGUAAACAAAAUAAUAAAUAAAAUACUUAGGCGGAGAAGUGCAAUGAUAAAAUAUAAUUCUAUUGUAAACAAUUAUACUGAACUGAUUUUUAAACAUUUUUGGAGAAAUUUUUAGUCAUGCCCUGCAUGACCUGCAUGACCGCUGGUUUGGCCACUGAAAGCAGGGCCUGACCUGAUGAGGCAUGCUGCAUCAUCACUGUGGACCCCAGACAGGCUCAAGCAUGGGCACAUAUACAGGGGGGUAAGCCCCCCUAGAAAUUCACCCCACCUACUUUCCCAUUUGCACCACACUAGAAAUUUUUCCACCCUUCCUUUAAAAAAAAUGAAAUAUAAAUAUAAAUAUAAAUAUGGGCCCAUAUAAAUACAUUAACCAGGCUGGCCCGAUUGCGAAGCUUAAAUUUGAAUCAAAUUAUAUAUACUUUUUGCAAACUAAUAUACUGAGGCCUCGUCCUUAAAGAGAAAUUAGUUUGAUCAGAAACAGUUUUGGGCUAAUUUUCAAAAGUUAAACUAAUUGAUGUUAAAGAGUACAUUGUUAAAAGUCCAUUUUUGCCAAAUAGUAAAGUACCAGUACUUGAUGGAUUUUGGGAAUAAAUAUAUUCAUACAGAUUUUAAAUCAAUAUGGAUAGUGAAAAAUGCAAUAAGUGAUAUGUCCAUAUGACUAAACAUGAAAUCUCGCAUGAUUUUCCAUGAAAAAAUACAAAUAUUGGGCUGUUCAAGUAAAUAAACACUGUGAAUAUUGUAAUUUUGGUUGAUUUUUAAAAUGUUAAAACGUUUUUUGGACCUACCACUCAAAUUUGAAUCAAAUUAUACUUUUUGCAAACUAUCAGACACAGGAUCUAUUAUGAAAACAUUUUAGUUAGAUCAGAAGCAGUUUCGGAUGAUUUAUACCUGCUGAAAUUAUGUUUUACCAAUGAACCAAUGGUGUAAUUUAUUAAGUCACAUUUGGGAAGAGCAGUAAAAACUAAAUUCAAACCUACAGUAGUUAGAGUUUGGAUUUUAAUAUCGAUACAUUUAAUUGCAGAAAAUAUAUCUUAAAAAUCAGAACAUAUACUGUAGUUCGAUAUUUCCAUUUAGUUUUAAAGCUAUAGCCAAACAUGCUGCAUUUAAUCACCUUUCCAAAUAAAUCAGUAAAUUUUGAAAUCGUUUGUAAAAAUCUGCAAAAUUAAUGUCGAACAAACAAGCAAGUUCUGUUAAUAUAGAUUUACCUGACAUACUCAUGUCAGGUUUGUUUUUAAUAUUUUCUAGUAUGAUCAGAAGCAGGUUAUUGGCUAGAAAAUCAGUAUAAAUUCAACCAAACCUUCCAAGGUUCUAUAUAUGACAGUCCAGUCAAAACAAAUGCCACUAAACAUUGCAUCGCUUGUAAUUCUUUGUUUAUUAUAAAUUCAUCUUGUUAAAUCCAUCUUCUUACUUUUGAAGAUUAGAUUGACUAGCUAUCUAUCAAAAGUCUUUAAUAAGGCUAAUUUAUCUGAUGAGUGCCACAUCUUGUGGUACGAAACUAAUAGUAAUAAAGAUGCCUAGUGGAAUGUGUUGAGUCGUUGCACUUAUUUUAUAUAUAUAUAUAUAUAUAUAUAUAUAUAUAUAUAUAUAUAUAUAUAUAUAUAUAUAUAUAUAUAUAUAUAUAUAUAUAUGUAUAUAUAUAUAUAUGAUAAAACACGACUACAAGUGCUUUAACUGGCUUAAAAAACGAUCCAUCUUCUGAUGAGUACAUAAGCGAAGUAAUUUUUAAAAUAAUAUAUAUUUAUUUAAAUAAUAUAUAUAUAUAUAUAUAUAUAUAUAUAUAUAUAUAUAUAUAUAUAUAUAUAUAUAUAUAUAUAUAUAUAUAUAUAUAUUUAUUUAGGAAAUUUAUAUUUUUUGUAAUUUAAAGUCAAUAUUUUUAGGGAAUUUUUCGUUUGUAAUCAGCAGUACAGUUGUAUCCUCGAUAGACAUUUUCAUGUUUUGUUCAUAUUUUAGAAUAAAACUACAAUUAUGUUUAUAUUGUAUUUUUAUUGUAAUAUUGUUAUAUUGUAAAUUGUAUUUUUAUUGUAAAUGUUUAAUUGUAAUUUUAUUGUAAAUGCGGCUAUGCCCUGAAAAGUUUGCUCCUUUAAUUUGUUCGUGUGGUGCUACACGCAUUAUACACGCGCUCCCACAUCAGUUGGUGAAUGUGGAGGCAAUUCGAUCAUUGUCGGAUUCUGUUCUGCAUAUAGAUUGUGUUAUUUCGGAAUUUCAAAAUUAUAUGGGAAAGAAUAAAACACGCUUUAGAGAGAGAGAGCUUCGACAAGGUCGAUUAGCCAUAAUGGGAAAGUGAAAAUAAAAAUCACGUUAUUGCUCAAUUGCAACAUCCUAUUGAAAUUGAUGGUAACGACUCUGUUGUGUCAGAUCAAUUAACAAAUCCCAUGGGAAACAAUGAGGCAGAAAACAUUAGUCAACUGGAUGAUUCUACUGAGGCUACAUCAAGCAUGACCGACGAGACUCUCAUUGACAGAGCUGCUGAUUGUUUUGUAGGUGAACAAUACGUAUGUUAA
Molecule: messenger RNA, 4951 nt
Organism: Paramuricea clavata
Lineage: Eukaryota; Metazoa; Cnidaria; Anthozoa; Malacalcyonacea; Plexauridae
Source: the annotation of a GenBank genome assembly